Messenger RNA from Leucoraja erinaceus (little skate), 2655 nucleotides. RefSeq names its product non-compact myelin associated protein (gene ncmap). The record is from RefSeq and is a predicted model, not a curated record. The coding region runs from base 315 to 620 and encodes 101 amino acids. Gene Ontology annotation, cellular component: plasma membrane; paranode region of axon; Schmidt-Lanterman incisure. Gene Ontology annotation, molecular function: structural constituent of myelin sheath. Gene Ontology annotation, biological process: regulation of myelination. The transcript is spliced from 4 exons. NCBI's taxonomy places the organism in Eukaryota, Metazoa, Chordata, Chondrichthyes, Rajiformes, Rajidae.
GGUGCACGGUUUAAUAUUGGUGCAGCCAGUUACAGGGUUGGUUUGUUGAGAUUCGGUCACCUGUCGACACGGGGAGAAAAAAAAAAAAGUUGCUCAACCUGUCCUGCUGCGUUUCAGUCAUUGCAACGCCGUCACGGAGAAAGGAGGAAGGAGAGGGAGAGAGAAAGAGAGAGAGAGAGAGUUCAGCAUCGUUGGAAAGACCUCAGACUGUCAGCGACCCGACACCAGGGAGACGGACCGAGUGUGUCUACACAGCGACAAGAGAGCGGGGGGCUACAGGAAGGCUCCGGCAGAGGAGAACACCAGGCCUCAACAUGGACACCAGCGCCACAACAGAAGUAAAUGUCAACACAACAUUAACAACAAGAUCGCCCCAAGAAAUUCUGUACCGGAGUUCUGGUGCUAUCGUAGCUAUAAUUGUAAUCGGAAUAAUACUGAUUUUCACCUUGGUGCUGUUCCUUUUAAAAUACUACAACAGGCAAAAUCGGUUGAAAAGAGACCUGGCACCAAAAUCAUCAAAGCAACACUCACUUCCAGCUCUGCAGACCAACAUACCUGUGAGUAGACCAACGUCGCUGGUCUCAGUUUCAUCAAAUAUCCCGCUGGAAAGGAAAUUUUAACAUGACUCCUAACGGCACAUGGACAGAAAUGUACUUUUACACACCUGGAAUCUUUGGACCACACAGAGUUGUGGGAGAAAUGUCCUGCUAUUACUGCCGGCCUGACGUAAUGGGGAGAGGAUACCGCUGAGAUCGCAAGUCUUCAGGCAGCACUUUACUUUUCUGACUGCAGAGACUUCAAAGAAACUGACGAUGAUUCUUGGGUUCACAAACCCCAACAAGAAACUCUUUGUUUAAAUGCUCAAUGAUUCUCCUUUAAGAAGAGAAGAUUAUUGCUAUUCCUCACAGGACUUGAAUACAGAACAUGUGAAAACUUAACUCAAAGAAAUGCCAUUUAGAGCCCUUUGGAACCCACUCUUUUCAUCCUCGUAUUAUAGCUUAUAACUCUUUCUUUGAAAACUCCAGUAAUGUUGUAUACUUUCUACUACUUGGUAAAAUUAUUGUUUUUGGUGGUUGAGGCAGGGACUAUCCAAACAUCUAAGAAACAGUUACACAAGGACAGGUUUGGAGGGAUAUGGACCAAAUGUGAGCAGGUGGGACUAGUGUAGCUGGGACAUGUUGGCCGGUAUGGGUAAGUUGGGCCAAAGGGCCUGAUUCCAACUGUAUCACUUUGACUAUGACUCUAUGUUUGUUAACAUCGCAAAUCUUGAAAAGAAACCUUAGUGGAAUGCUGGGCACAUCAUUUUCAAACCAUUCAAUAGUUCUGAGUUGAUUUGCUCUUUUGAAUGCACAUCAAAAGUGGCAUUUAAGUUUCACCAGUGACAUCUUAGCUAUUACUGCUAGGUUCCAAUUUGAUAUUCCUUCUGUCAGCUUAGUUUUGUUAUUUUAUACCUGUGACUUUAAUUGUUUGAUUACGUGCAAUACUCCAUAUUCAUCAGUGUUAAAUCUUCCUCGCUGCUCUCCCCCUCAAACACGCAACAUUUAUCAGUGAUUUAAUUGUCCUCAAACGUAACAAGAUUCCAGUUGUUGAUAGCAAUUGAAUAGUUUAACCUAAUUGGUACACAGGCUUUGGCAGUUUCCAAUUGACUUCUAAUCCUUUCAAUUUUCCCUUCUAAUUCAGACCUUUUGUUUUAUCUUUAAUCUUAAAACUUUUACUUUGUUUGGAAAAUGUUUACAUUAAGUUUCUGUUAAUGUUUUCUGAAGAUGGAGCCAAGCAAUGUCAAGAUAAUACUUGAUCUGAAAUGGCCUCGUAGAAAUGAUGGUAUUUAUCAGAAUAGGAUCUUUCUAAAUCCAUGCUGGUUUUCUCCUGUUAAGUUAUAGACAAGGGGUACUCUUCCACUUUAACACUUGAAACCAUUUUACUGUUAUUAGAUUAUUUGCCCAACUCGGAUUUUGUGCUCUGUUUUGGGAGAUAUAUUUACGGUAAAAAUCCUGCUGUUACGACCUGCAGCCGAGAAUUGCAAACAGUCCUGCCUUUGGAAUAUUUUCUGUCAAAACAUGUAGUGUAAAAACUUGUGUAAACCAUUUGUAUUUGUGGGUUUCACAAGCCAGACUGCUUGGCUGUAAAGGCCAAGCACACAGCAUCAAUAUUUCAUGGAAACAUUGACUUUUCUUUUUCAACUUCAAUGUAAGCUUCAAUCUUUAAACGUUGAAGUUACAUUAUUUCUGCAGUUAAUUAUUAUUUUUUUCUUUCCUGGCAAAAUGUUUCUGAGAGUAGUUAAUUUAUGCUGGCGAUGAAAGAAACCAGUGGGGAAUCUACGGCCAAAUGAAAUGAAAGCAGUCAUUCUGACAUAAUAUUGAGUGUACUUGAGGAGUAUAUUCUGUGUUGAAUAAUUAUUUUUUUAAUUUAUUGUUUCGUGUAAAUGCAUAUGUAACAUUAGAACAGCCUGGUAAUGAUGACCAAUAUGAUUGAUUGUACAGUUGUUUUGAUUUUAUUUUUUUAUGUGACCGAUCAGAAGAAGCCUUCAAUGUAUGUGGGGCCUUCUGAGUUAAAGGUAAUGAAGCCUAAAAUGGCGGGAUUAGCCUGAGGCAUUCACAAACAGAACACAGCGCUGAUAAAAAACUUUGAAGCUGGUUCUUGGCUGAAGAGAGAACC